Molecule: messenger RNA, 987 nt
Organism: Salpingoeca rosetta
Lineage: Eukaryota; Choanoflagellata; Craspedida; Salpingoecidae
Exons: 9
Coding region: 1-987 (328 amino acids)
Biological process (GO): mRNA splicing, via spliceosome
Cellular component (GO): precatalytic spliceosome
Molecular function (GO): protein binding; RNA binding
Source: RefSeq, a predicted model, not a curated record
AUGUGCGUGGGGACGAACGGCGAGCUUCUGGAAGAGCAAUCCUCGCAAGUUCUGCGAGUACUGCAACUGCUGAGUAUUGAAUUCCACGAGUCUGGGAAGCGACACAAGGAAAACGUUGCUCAGAGGCUGAAAGAGAGCCGGCAAAACUUUGUCAAGCGACAGAAGGAUGAGUCGUCCUUGAAGAAGAUGCUGGACCAGGCAAAGCAGGAUGCACUGAAGUCCUUGGGCCAGAGCAUGCAUAGCAAUCCAAACCUGCUAAAGGACACCUCCCUUGCGUCCAUCUCCGCAAAAGACCGUGCUGCCUUUAUGGCAGCGUCAGAAGCAAGCAAGCCGCAGCCCGAGCAGCAGCAGCAGCAGCAGCAGCAGCAGUGGAAGAGCACGCUGAGCCGUCUUGAUGCGGAUGAAUCAAUGGCCAAGGCGAGCACUUCUGCAACAGCAGCGACAACAACAGCAGCAACAACAACAACGACAGCAACAGCAACAACAGCAACGACAACAACAGCAUCAACACUGCAAUACGGCCAAUUCUAUCAAGACCCAAAUGGAUGGAUGAAGUGCGAUGCUGGCAACGGCAUGUACUACUACUACAACGUCAACACCAAAGUGUCGACGUGGGCGCGGCCAGCCGAAUUUGUGGAAGCAGCCAGUGGCGCAAGCAAGGGUGGCAGUGACGCAAGCAAGGGUGGUAACGGAACUGAAGGGGCAGCAGCAGUGGAUGAGAAGGAGAAGAAGAAGGAAGGAGAUGAAGCUGGUCUCGGUGACGGGACAAAGGAAGGGGUAGAAGAUGCGAAGAAAGAGAGCGGUGGCGAUGAAGACCAGAAGGCAGCGGAGACAGCGGCACCAGCAAAUCCACACGGGUGGGUGACGGUUGAGACAAAGAAGCCAACAGCGGCUGCAGAGAAGGCGGAAGGCGAUGAUGGCACAGAAAAGAGCAGGAAGAAGAGCAAGAACAAGAACAAGAAGAAGCGUGAUGGUUCUGUGUAUUGA